This is a messenger RNA of Mauremys reevesii (Reeves's turtle), 5290 nucleotides long. It is a transcript of the gene HIPK3, whose product is annotated as homeodomain interacting protein kinase 3. Gene Ontology annotation, biological process: peptidyl-serine phosphorylation; peptidyl-threonine phosphorylation. Gene Ontology annotation, cellular component: cytoplasm; nucleus; PML body. The transcript is spliced from 18 exons. The record is from RefSeq and is a predicted model, not a curated record. NCBI's taxonomy places the organism in Eukaryota, Metazoa, Chordata, Testudines, Geoemydidae. Gene Ontology annotation, molecular function: protein tyrosine kinase activity; protein serine/threonine kinase activity; ATP binding. The coding region runs from base 878 to 4570 and encodes 1230 amino acids.
GGGAAAAGGGAAAGAUUCAACCGUCUCCUAGGGGCGGGAGCAAGGGCCUCUUCCCUGGGCUCCAGCGAGGAGCCUGGCAGAGGGGCCGGCGCGGAAGAAGGGAACUGGGGCAGCAGGCGGCGAGGCUGAUUCCCCCGGCGGGACUGAGCGGGGGUCAGGGCCGGGGCUCUGGGCAGCAGCUCCGAUUGCGGCGGCAGGCAGGGCCCGGGCGGGGGCGCUGCCGCUGCGGCGGAGGCCUAGCGCUCGCCCAGUCUCCGCUAGGGAGGGCCCCAUAGCUGGGAACCGAGCCAUGUCCAAGCGGGACUGAGGUGCAGCGAGUCCCGCGGGCCCCUCCGCGUGCACCAUGGGCCCCAGCGCCUAGGCCGCCGGCGGAGAGAGGAGCGGCCGGGGGAGAGCCGGGUCCCUCCCCGGGAAGAUGAGGCGGAGGCCUGGGGAACUGAGCAGGCUGAGCUGGGGCUCCUUCCUCUCAGCCGCCAGGACAAGAUGGCAGCGUCCGAGGCGCCGGCGGCAGCCGCAGGAGCAGCAGCCGCAAAGAGCUAAGCCCGGCCUGGGAGGCGCCUCCCCGUGACUCUCCCGGACAUGCCCAGGGCGGCGGUAGCUCGGACACUCGCGCUGCCCAACCUGUGAAGAAUAAAGUAGGCUUGCAUAGGACAUGCUGUGUGGUUUUACCUGCAUAACUAGCAAUUACACCUGUUAACCGCCUCUGAAGAGAAAGAAAGGAGUGUCCUAAGGCAACCAGUCUGUGCUGAGAAAUACACAGUGAAAGCAGGGAACUGUGCAGCACAGAAAUAACCCUGUCAGACAGGGGAGAGAUGCAUGUCUACACCCAAGAGAGGCAACAACUGAGGACCUGGAAGCCUUGUUUGGCCACCGAGGUAUGGCCUCACAAGUCUUGGUCUAUCCACCAUAUGUUUAUCAAACCCAGUCAAGUGCCUUUUGUAGUGUGAAGAAACUCAAAGUAGAGCCAAGCAGUUGUGUGUACCACGAAAGAAUCUACCCACGGAUCUAUGUGAAUGGUAAAAACUUUGGAAUUGCUCAUUCUCCCAACAGGGUUAGUACUUAUUUUCAGACUAAGAACCCAUUUGACAGACCUCGAGGACAGAACUUUUUGUUGCAGACAAGUGCUGUUGCUUUAAAAAAUACUGGAGGUGCUACAAAUGUAUUAGCAGCGCAGGCGCAACAACCUCAAGUUGAGGCACCUCAGACAGGUACACAGGGAACCAGGUUAGAUUUACUGGAUGGAUCCCAGCGAUGUGGAUUGAAACGUAAGAGUGAAGAGUUGAAUAAUCAAAGUAGCGCAAUGCAGAUCGUUGAUGAACUGUCUAUAUUACCUGCAAUGUUGCAAGCAAAUAUGGGAAACCCAGUGACGGUUGUGACAACUACUGCAACUUCAAAACAGAGUGGUACCGGUGGAGAUGGAGAUUAUCAGUUAGUACAGCAUGAGGUGUUGUGCUCUGUGAAAAAUACUUAUGAGGUCCUGGAUUUCCUUGGGCGAGGGACCUUUGGACAAGUAGUAAAAUGUUGGACAAGAGGAACAAAUGAGAUUGUUGCAAUCAAAAUUUUGAAGAAUCAUCCUUCUUAUGCACGCCAAGGACAAAUAGAAGUGAGCAUAUUAGCAAGACUAAGUACUGAAAAUGCAGAUGAGUUUAAUUUUGUGAGAGCUUAUGAAUGCUUUCAGCAUCGUAACCAUACUUGCUUGGUGUUUGAGAUGUUGGAACAGAAUUUAUAUGACUUUCUGAAGCAAAACAAAUUCAGCCCUCUACAACUAAAAGUAAUACGGCCUAUUCUGCAACAGGUGGCCACUGCACUGAAAAAACUAAAAAGUCUUGGUUUAAUCCAUGCUGACCUCAAACCGGAGAACAUUAUGUUGGUGGAUCCUGUCCGGCAGCCAUACCGGGUUAAAGUAAUAGACUUUGGGUCUGCCAGCCACGUGUCAAAGACUGUUUGUUCAACCUACUUACAGUCUCGGUAUUACAGAGCACCAGAGAUUAUACUGGGGUUGCCGUUUUGUGAAGCCAUAGACAUGUGGUCGCUGGGGUGUGUGAUUGCAGAGCUGUUCCUUGGGUGGCCGCUGUAUCCAGGAGCACUGGAAUAUGACCAGAUUCGUUACAUUUCACAGACUCAAGGUUUGCCAGGAGAGCAGUUGUUGAACAUGGGAACGAAAACUGCAAGAUUUUUCUGUAGAGAAACAGAUGCACCAUAUUCUGGUUGGAGGUUAAAGACACUGGAAGAGCAUGAGACAGAGACAGGGAUGAAGUCUAAAGAGGCCAGAAAGUAUAUUUUCAACAGUUUGGAUGAUAUAGUGCAUGUGAACAUGGUGAUGGAUUUGGAAGGAAGUGACCUAUUGGCAGAGAAGGCAGAUAGAAGAGAAUUUGUCAGUCUGUUGAAGAAAAUGUUGCUGAUCGAUGCUGAUUUAAGAAUUACUCCAGUUGAGACACUGAACCAUCCCUUUGUUACCAUGAAGCAUCUCCUAGAUUUUCCACAUAGCAACCAAGUGAAAUCUUGUUUCCAUAUCAUGGAUGUCUGCAAAUACAGAUCUAAUUCAUAUGACAUAAGUAAUUGCAAUAAAACACCACUUAUGAGACCAGUUGCCUCAGGCAGUACUGCUAAUCUGACUGCAAACUUCACCAAAAUUGGCACAGUGAGGAGUCAGGCAUUAACUACAUCUGCCCAUUCAGUUUUACAUCAUGGAAUACCACUGCAGGCAGGAACUGCUCAGUUUGGUUGCAAUGAUGCUUUUCAACAGGCACUGAUUAUAUGCCCCCCGCCUAUCCAAGUUUUUUCUCCUUACAGCAGUUUAGGAGCUCAUUCACUCAUUUUACCUGUGGGAUUCCAGGGCAGAUGUUGUCUUCUUAAAACUAGAGAUCCUAGCACCAGGCCAAAAGGAAUUCCUACAAACCACAGUAAGCCUACUGGUUACACAUUAAGGGUAGAUAAUACAGUUCCAUUGGUGACGCAGGCCCCUACCUUACAGCCACUACAGAUACAAGCAGGAGUCCUGUCUCAGCCAUGGUCUAAUCGAACUCAGCAAAUAUUGAUUCCUGCUUGGCAACAAAUAACACCUGUGGCUCCUUCUACUACAACUCUAGCUUCUGAUCCAGUGGCUGGUCCACAAAGAUUUGGAGACUGGGGGAAAGUGAUUCCUCAUGGCAGCCAUUACAAUUCAGUGAUGCCUCAGCCACUCUUAAAUCAAAUAACUUUGUCUGCCACGCAGCCAAUUAGUGUGGGCAUUGCACAUGUUGUCUGGCCACAGCCUGCAGCUACCAAGAGAAAUAAACUGUGCCAGAACAGGAGUAAUGUGUUACAAAAUACCAAUAUCCAAAAUUCAGCAUUUAUAUCUCCAAAGAUAAUUAAUAUGAAGGCUGUCAAGAGAGUAAGUUGUAUAGAAGCACAGGACAAUCAUAACUCAGAAGGACAGGAGAGGAACUGUUGCAAAACAUCUGUCAGGCAGGACCCUGAUUCAUCUGUUUCAAACAAACAGCGCCAGGCUAUCAUCAUUGCAGAUUCUCCAAGUCCAGCAGUCAGUGUGAUCACCAUCAGUAGUGACACAGAUGAAGAUGAUACAGGACAAAGACAUUCACUAAGAGAAUGUAAAGGUAGCCUAGAUUGUGAAGCCUGCCAGAGCACUAUGAAUAUUGACCGUGUAUGUUCGUUAAGCAGCCCUGACAGCACUUUGAGCACCAGCUCCUCUAGCCAGUCUAGUCCAUCCCCUUGCAAGAGACACAACAGUAUGUCAGAUGAUGAACAAGAGAGUGGCUGUGAUACUGUGGAUGGUUCCCCGACCUCAGACUCUUCAGGACAUGACAGUCCAUUUGUAGAAAGCAGUUUUGUAGACAACACCAAUCAAAAUACAGAAACCAGAAACUCAGUUAACCCAGAAUCCAAACCUUCUGUCUGCGCUGUUGCGGUGCCACGAAUAAGAAUAGAAAACAGAUUAAAUUUAGAUGAGCAGAUGGUGAAUACAGAUAACACAUGCCAGCCGCUGAUAAAAGGCCGAUCUAUCCCUGGAAGAAUAAACCAGCCUCCUGCUAUGAGUAACCGUCAGCAAAAAUUGACAUCAGCAUUCCAUCAGCAACCUAUAAAUUUCAGUCAGGUUCAGCACUUUGGAUCUGGGCCUCAGGAGUGGAAUGGAAACUACAGUCAUCGAAGACAGCAGACAUACAUUCCAGCUGGUGUUGCCAGUCAUCCGUUCUCCCUUCCACAUGGAAGUCCAAAUCACAGUACGGUGCAUGCACAUUUAGCUGGAAGUACACACCUUGGAGGACAGCCUGCUAUUCUUCCAUAUCCAUCAUCUGCACCCCUUAGUACUGCGGCACCUGUAGCCCACCUCCUAGCCUCAUCAUGUACCUCAAGACCUAUAUUGCAGCAUCCAACCUACAAUAUAUCUCAUCCCAGUGGCAUAGUUCACCAAGUCCCAGUGGGCAUAAAUCCCCGUCUUUUACCUUCCCCAACCAUUCAUCAGACUCAGUACAAACCUAUUUUCCCACCACAUUCUUACAUUGCAGCAUCACCUGCUUACACAGGAUUUCCUCUGAGUCCAACAAAACUCAGCCAGUAUCCAUUUAUGUGAGAACUUGAGUACAGUAGAGGAAGCUCAAUGAUAAAUGCUUGAUUUAAGAAGAAACAUGGUAUUUAAUAAAAAUUAGCCAUGGCACAACAAGAGAAUUAUUUUUUGAAUCAUGUAGACUUGGGUGCAAUUUAAACAACCUUGAGCUUUAAAUAACAAAACAAAACUCACUUUUAAUGUGUUUUGCACAUUUGGUAUAACUUGUAUCUUUGGUCAUAUUAUCUUCUUAUAUAGUAACUCCAGACAGGUGACUUACUGGAGCAGAAUUCCAGUUUUGCUCCUUCUAUUUUUUAUAAAAUUGCCUUCUAACUAGUGCAAGACACGUCUACAUUUGGGAAGCCAUUCAGUGUACAGAUUUAGAGCAACAGAUGCACAUAUGUCAGCAGUACAGUGUACAAGUAAAAUGUUUGUAUUGUGUAUCUUGGUGUUUAAAUGUUGAGUCACUUAUCUAAAAAGUUGAGCUGUUCUUCACAUUGCAUGUGUCUUUUGCAUGGGCAAAAAAGAGUUGCCUAGACAUUGCUCUAAAAUGUUGUUGUCCUAAUAAUCUCAGCUGCAUUGUAAACCGUUCCCACACAUAGUGCCUUAAAUAUUUGAGGUUGUUAAUGUUAUUACUUAUAUAUACAUGUUGAGGACUGCAGCACUUAAAAUUCAGAUCUUCUGAUUUUUUGAUAGAGUAAUGCUCAUUUGGGGUUUUGUGUGGUAUGAUUUUAGUAUUGGGUGUUU